CCAAAGAUUUCCUCCCUUGCAGACUAUGGGAGUUGUCUAUUGCAGUACUGUAGUGCCCUCUGAUGAUGUUACAGUGAUUUACCAGAAUGGGCUACCGGUGAUAUCUUUGAGUCUUCCUUCUCGGCGCGAACGCUGUCAGUUUACACUUAAACCUCUCUCAGACUCGGUUGGAGUAUUCUUACAACAACUCCAGGCAGAAGACCGGGGGAUCGACCGAGUUGCAAUUUAUUCACCAGAUGGGACACGAGUAGCAGCUUCCACAAGCAUAGAUCUCCUACUUCUUGAUGAUUUCAAAUUAGUAAUUAAUGACUUGAGUUACCACGUCCGUCCACCAAAGAGAGAUCUCUUAAGCCACGAAGAUGCCACCACAUUGAAUGAUGUGAAGACCCUGGUUCAGCAGCUCUAUACCACACUGUGUAUUGAAGAACACCAGCUGAAUAAGGAGAAGGAAUUGAUUGGGAGGUUAGAAGACCUCAAACAGCAAUUGGCACCCCUGGAAAAAGUCAGGAUGGAAAUUUGCAGAAAAGCAGAUAAGAGGACAACCUGGCUACUGUGGGGCGGGCUGGCUUACAUGGCAACUCAGUUUGGAAUAUUGGCUCGGCUCACCUGGUGGGAAUAUUCUUGGGACAUUAUGGAGCCAGUCACCUACUUCAUCACAUAUGGCAGUGCCAUGGCAAUGUAUGCAUACUUCGUAGUAACACGUCAGGAAUAUAUAUACCCAGAUGCUAGAGAUAGGCAGUACUUACUGUUUUUCCAUAAAGGAGCCAAAAAGACACGUUUUGAUCUAGAAAAAUACAAUCAACUCAAGGAUGCUAUUGUUCAGGCAGAAUUGGACCUUAAGAGACUUCGGGAUCCCUUACAGGUACAUCUACCUGUCCAACAAAUCAAUGAUAAAGACUGAUAAUCAGAGGAACCUCUGUAUCUUGACAGAAAUGGCAGAUCUUUUCAAGCUCUUGCCUCUUUCAUUAGAAAGCAUUUCAGGUGGAAGCUGGGAGAUCUUCUUGGGGUGGAGGGUUUUUAAAUCAUUAAAACAGAAACCUUGACUGGGGAAGGGGGUAAUGUGUUCAGUGAAAAUAAUAAUAAUAAUCAGGCACUGUGGAAUGUUAAGUCUUUUCAAAGGGCUUAAAGAUUGUCUCAUUCAAACGUUUUUUCUUUUGGAUGAAAAUAUAUAUUAUAAAGGUGGGCAUUUCAUGAAGAAAUUUUAUCGGGGACAUAUUUUUCCAGCUUUGCAGUGUCUGCCCCUUGAAGAAGCACCAGCAGCCUGCUCAGCAUUUUUUUUUAAAUCUCUUUCAAACAAUUGCACAAUAAUAGUGCACUAAACAAAAGAAGGAAACAAUCAAGCCAUUUUAAGACACCAUGACUGGUGAUCUAGAUUGAAAUAAUGUCUCCAUUAAUCUGCAAUCCAAGAUUGGAUCUAGUGUGUCUUGUUUUGUUUUGUUUUGUAAUAGCAAUGCAAAAUUUCUUCUCACUCCA
Molecule: messenger RNA, 1473 nt
Organism: Protobothrops mucrosquamatus (brown spotted pit viper)
Lineage: Eukaryota; Metazoa; Chordata; Lepidosauria; Squamata; Viperidae
Gene: MCU
Product: mitochondrial calcium uniporter
Exons: 7
Coding region: 26-901 (291 amino acids)
Biological process (GO): mitochondrial calcium ion homeostasis; calcium import into the mitochondrion
Cellular component (GO): uniplex complex; mitochondrial inner membrane
Molecular function (GO): calcium channel activity; uniporter activity
Source: RefSeq, a predicted model, not a curated record